This is a messenger RNA of Rhododendron vialii, 1485 nucleotides long. Its product is annotated as dephospho-CoA kinase-like. The record is from RefSeq and is a predicted model, not a curated record. Gene Ontology annotation, molecular function: dephospho-CoA kinase activity; ATP binding. Lineage: Eukaryota; Viridiplantae; Streptophyta; Magnoliopsida; Ericales; Ericaceae. The coding region runs from base 613 to 1302 and encodes 229 amino acids. Gene Ontology annotation, biological process: coenzyme A biosynthetic process. The transcript is spliced from 3 exons.
CUCCUCGUCAUUUUCUCCUGAGACAGGAAACCAUAAAAAAUAAAAAAAAACUCAAGCAGCAGACUCGCUACUCCGACUUACUGCUACAAUGCCACGCCACAAGGGGCGAUCGAUUGUUCACUCGGGCUCUCUCUCUCUCUCCCCAGAUCUGCUAGCCGUCACCCGUCGUCAUAUUCUAUUCCGGCGGGGUUCAGUUCAGCCAUCGUUGGCUCUGUUGUUGCUUGAGUUUAAUUUGUGGGUCUUCCUAUUUCAGUUUGUGGAAUUUUGAUUUGGUCAGUCAGUUGGGGUUUCCGAUUUGGGCGACAGCGGUGCAAAAUCGUUGGGUUCCAUCUGGUUUUGCGAUUUCAGAGAGAGAGAGAUGGGUAUAGCUGGUGGUGGCUAUGGAGGUGUCGGAGAUGAGGGAUGGUGGUGGAGGUGAGUGUUUUUCUUUUUCUUUUUUUAUAAAUCAAGGGAGUUUUGGAAUUGGGUAGGGAUUUGUCCAGGCUAUUGUGUAGUAAAAAUAUUUGGCGGCUAGACGAAGUUAAAAUGUGCACUUUUUCUAGACAAAUUGCUUAGGAUCCUAUUUAGUCUAUUGGAGAUCCUCUAAAGAAAGAGGAGAGAGCGAGGGGUGAGAUGAGGAUAGUAGGACUGACCGGUGGGAUCGCAUCGGGGAAGAGCACUGUCUCCAACCUUUUCAAGCUUCACAGCAUCCCCGUCAUUGAUGCCGACCUCGUCGCUCGCGAUGUUCUAAAGAAAGGCACGGGCGGUUGGAAAAAGGUUGUGGCGGCAUUUGGUGAGGACAUCUUACUAGAUAAUGGAGAAGUUGAUCGGGCGAAACUCGGUCACAUUGUGUUUUCUGAUCCUGACAAGCGCCAACUUCUUAACAGGUUAUUGGCACCAUAUAUUUCAUCUGGAAUUUUCUGGGAAAUUUUGAAGCUAUGGAUGAAGGGCUACAAGGUUAUUGUUCUCGAUAUUCCUCUUUUGUUUGAGGCCAAGAUGGACAAGUGGACAAAGCCCAUUAUUGUUGUAUGGGUUGAUCCUGAAACACAACUUCAGCGUCUCAUGGAAAGAGACAGAACGUCCGUUGAAGAAGCCAAAAACAGGAUACAAGCUCAGAUGCCUUUGGAUUUGAAAAAAACCAAAGCAGACAUUGUGAUUGACAACACCGGAUCGCGUGAGGAGCUGAACGAACAUUUUCAGAGGGUACUAACCCAUGUCUCAAAGCCCUUGACGUGGUCUGAAUUUGCCCUCUCUAGACAGGGAGCAUUUGUGGCUUCUAUAUUGGUUUUUGUGGGUGUCAUCAUUUGCAGGAAAACCCUAUAACCACAGUGUGUUUGUGAUUUGUUGUACUUUUAUCCUUCACCUCCUCGAAACAUAUGAGGCUGUUUGGGAGCCAUUGUGUUCUCAUUGUGCAUUAUAGUAGUUUGCUUGUUUGAUUACAGAUUAUGGAAUGCAUUCUGCAAUAAUGUAUUUGAAAAAUGAUUUGGUGGGUGCAGAAUCCAAAAA